This is a messenger RNA of Helianthus annuus (common sunflower), 1739 nucleotides long. RefSeq lists its product as uncharacterized. Bases 1059 to 1574 code for a protein of 171 amino acids. The transcript is spliced from 7 exons. NCBI's taxonomy places the organism in Eukaryota, Viridiplantae, Streptophyta, Magnoliopsida, Asterales, Asteraceae. The record is from RefSeq and is a predicted model, not a curated record.
AUAGACGAUAUUUUUUACCCUGGAUUUCAUUCCAAACCCUAAUCAGCGUCUCCUUCAUCACGCACACAAUCGUCUCCCUCCCCACCACUCGCAUCUCCAUCUUUCCCAAACCCUAAUCAACUAUAUCCACUUCCCUCAAACAUAUACAGAGAAGAGGCGGAGAUGGAGUUAGCUAGAGAAACAUAUACAGAGAAGAGGCGGGAUAACAGGGGCUGCCGGGACCUUCUGUUCAUGGCGUUCUCCUAGGCGACGAUGGUGCUGUUCUGUGCCUCAACUGUCGUAUGCCUACCAUCACCCUACAUAUUGGGUCUUCAUUUAAUGGUUGCUAUACACCCAUAGUCGGUUUGCCCUGGUUAAUCUUCCUCAGUUCCCCUCCGAUAAAACACCACCGUCGGUUCUAUCCACCACCGUUCAGGCUUCAGCCACACCACCCCGCGGAGCCUCUUAUGCAACCGUCGAUCGUCGAGGGGUAUCUACAAGUUGACAUGGUGGGAAUAGAUCGACAGCGCAAAAAACUCACUCGCAUCUGGAAUUUGCUCACUCUUGUCCUUGUGGCUUGUAAGUUAGUUUUAGAUAUUUAUCCCUUAAGCUUUCAUAUAUGAUACUAAAUAUUGUUAAUAUGUUCUUACCCAAUUCAACUCUGCUUCACUUAACCGUCAUCUAUCGCGUGCGUAUACAAGCAACAUUGGUGGCUACAAGAAUGAAGGCUUUGUUGAAGUUCUUGCAGCCAAACAAAGUCUCGAGAAUCCCGACGGGUUCCAGUAAUAAUGUAAUGUUGGAAUUGCAAGAAUGUAAUGUUGGAAUUGCUGAGAGAGAAGUUUCCAAAAGCGAAUGACUUUGGAAGCGAAGUAAUUCCAGGUGCAACUUCAAUCGGUCUGCGGGUAUGAUUUGAGGAUUCUUACUCUUCCUUAAAUUUAAAACAGUUGAUAACUGCAACAAACAUAUCCUUGCUAAGUGAACUUUAUGUUCAUAAUGAUGAUUGUACUAUAAAAGUCCGUAUCAUCAGACUGUGAAGGCAACCAGCCUACAAAACCCCGACUGCAACACUAUUUUAUGGAAUGGUCUUCCUUGAUGAGCUGGGAAACAAAAUGCAAGCAACUGUAGUUGAAAAAUGGUAUAAACGGUUUGCAAAGUUUCUUGUGGAGAAGGAUUGUUUGAUUAUUAAAAAUCUAAGUAUCGUUCAAGAUUCUUCAAAGUACAAAUAUCUUGACAAUCCACUCAAAGGAACCCUUAUAUCUAAAAUCAUAGUAACCCGUUGCACUGAUUUUAGCGGUGCACUAUAUGCUAUUUCAUUUACCAGCUUUGAGGUGCUUACAAGAUGUGAACUUUCUGAAAACACACCAGUUGAUAUCAUUGGCUAUAUUGGUUUUUACUUCCCAAUUGGUGAUAUCGAGAAAAAAGAUGGCACAAAGCAAAGAACCAUAAGUUUAAUUUUAUGGGAGUCUUAUGCUGAACAAAUGUCAGAUUAUCUUUUGACACACCAAGACGAGACUAAUGUGGUGAUAAUACUUCAUUUUGGGAUGUUCAAGACUCAUGAGGGUUUGAAUAUUAAUUCUUUUCAAGUCUUCUUAUAGUUCAAGACACAUGAGGGUUUAAAUAUUAAUUCUUUAUGAUAUUCAAAAAAUAUGUCGUUCCCUUUAUAAUGGAAAUAUUACUAUAUCAUCAUUUGGUUUUAUUCGCCAAACCGUGUAACACAUGGGGCUAUAAACUAGUGUUUAAUAUAAGUUAAUUACAAUUAA